Molecule: messenger RNA, 1761 nt
Organism: Ochlerotatus camptorhynchus
Lineage: Eukaryota; Metazoa; Arthropoda; Insecta; Diptera; Culicidae
Exons: 2
Coding region: 1-1761 (586 amino acids)
Molecular function (GO): zinc ion binding; nucleic acid binding
Source: RefSeq, a predicted model, not a curated record
AUGUCGACCGAAGACAAGGACAAGGAAGUACGUCGUCAUCAGCUUUGUCGAAAUUGCCUGAGAAAGGGUCACCAUUCUAAGGAUUGCUCAUCGUCUUCCAACUGCCGCAAGUGUUGUGGUCGUCACCACACGCUACUUUGUCACGAAUCAUCCUCUCCAUUAACUUCGAAGUCAGUCAGCCCUCAACAAUCAAAACUGGUAGAAGCGUCUCAGAUAACUGAUUCUCCCACUACUUCUGCGUCCGCAAAAAUAAUCGAGUCGGUCAGCUGCUCCUCUGCUGGCCACAAACAGCGAACAGUUCUUUUGGCUACAGCGGUCAUCAUUCUUGUUGACGACAACGGCGUCGAACACAUGGGACGUGCUCUGCUAGACUCGGGAAGCGAGUGCUGUUUUAUAACGGAACGUUUCUCACAACGCAUGAAGGCUCAGCGAAGAAAGAUCUACCUUCCAAUCAGUGGCAUCGGCCAAUCAUCUACACAAGCCAAACAGAAGUUCACUUCCAUCGUUCGUUCACGAGUUGGUGAAUACAAGACCAGCGUAGAAUUUCUUGUUCUUGCCAGCGUCACCAUAGACCUACCAUCUACGUCCGUCGACACUUCGACGUGGGACUUUCCACCUGGCAUACAACUUGCCGAUCCAUCGUUCGAUAGCACCAACCCGAUCGACAUCAUAAUCGGAGCCGAGAUAUUUUUCGAGUUGUUCCGAGUCCCCGGCCGAAUUCCUCUUGGGGACCAUCUUCCGGUGCUGGUAAAUUCAGUAUUUGGCUGGGUAGUUUCAGGAAAAUCCACCGUUAGCACAUCCAAUCCUCCAGUUGUCGCGAACAUCGCUACCGUCACAGACGUUCAUCACCUCAUGGAACGGUUUUGGAAAAUCGAGGAGGACAGUUCACCUUGCACCUACUCGGUUGAAGAGCAAGCCUGCGAGCAGCAUUUUUGUCAAACCGUGUCGCGUACCACAGAGGGCCGAUACGUAGUUCGCUUGCCUUUCAAGGAAGCCGUUCUUGAGCAACUUACCGAUAACCGUCGGACUGCUGUCCGUAGGUUUCAUCUGCUACAAAGUCGUCUAAUCCGGAAUCCUGAUCUACGCCAGCAGUACAAGGCGUUUAUAGACGAGUACCUCGACCUUGAUCAUAUGGAGCGGAUACACGACUACGAAGAGCCAAACGUCAAACGCUUUUAUCUGCCACAUCAUGCAGUGCUUCGCGAAGACAGCACAACCACGAAACUACGGGUCGUCUUCGACGCUUCGUGUAAGACUCCUACAGGGCCAUCAUUGAACGAUGCACUAAUGGUUGGGCCAACCGUUCAAGAAGACAUACGGUCAAUCACAAUGCGUUCCCGGAAGCACCAGGUCAUGAUAGUCGCAGAUGUUAAAAUGAUGUAUCGCCAGGCUCUUGUCGAUCCUCGAGACACGUCAGUCCAGCUCAUCGUAUGGAAGCCUUCUCCAGACCAGCCGAUGGAAACCUACAGGUUAAAGACUGUCACGUAUGGCACUGCUAGUGCACCAUUUCUCGCAACGCGGGUAUUAACUCAGUUGGCCAAUGACGAAGGCUCUAAUUUUCCUUUAGCAGCUCCAGUUUUGAGGAAAGACUUCUACGUGGACGAUCUCUUUUCCGGAGGCAAAACCGCAGCGGAAGUAAUCGAGCUGCGAAACCAGCUAGAAGGACUCCUAGCAAAGGGUGGUUUCCAGCUACACAUCAGUAGACCUUCACCGGGACCAGGUAAUCAAAACGCUCGGUCUCUACUGGGAGAUAUCAACUGA